Messenger RNA from Rhipicephalus microplus (southern cattle tick), 4870 nucleotides. RefSeq names its product meiosis regulator and mRNA stability factor 1-like protein (gene Marf1). Gene Ontology annotation, biological process: regulation of gene expression. Lineage: Eukaryota; Metazoa; Arthropoda; Arachnida; Ixodida; Ixodidae. Gene Ontology annotation, cellular component: cytoplasm; peroxisome. Gene Ontology annotation, molecular function: CCR4-NOT complex binding; RNA nuclease activity. The record is from RefSeq and is a predicted model, not a curated record.
UGCCGUGCGGACUUUGUGGAGCUAGCAAGUUUCCUCGAAGGAAUUCGUCCUCCAAUAUUUUAUCCGUAGCGCUGGUCAUCAAUUGGUUGCGCCAAAGUAUUUCAACGCUUGUGCGUGCUUGCCACUGCAAUCGCACCGUCCUUUGUCUCUCGCCUCGCUUGCUGCCUCAACUUGAUGAAGUAUGGAGGCCCAAGACAGCAAGAAAGAGGUCCCCUACGGCAAGGUGCCCAUCGGCGUGUUCUGGGACAUCGAGAACUGUCAGGUGCCGCGGGGCAAGUCGGCCACCGCCCUGGUCGGCCGCAUCAGGGACCUCUUCUUCCAGGGCCACGCAGAGGCCGAGUUCUUGUGUGUCUGUGACAUCCGCAAGGAACUUCCCGAGGUUGUGCACGAACUCAAUCUGGCCCAGGUGACCGUCGUGCACAUCAAUGCCGUGAGCAAGAACGCCGCCGACGACAAGCUCAAGCAGUGCAUGCGACGGUUCGUCGACAUCCACGGGAGCCCAGCCACGCUUGUUCUGAUAUCGGGAGACGUCAACUUUUCGACGGACCUGUCGGACUUCCGGCAUCGUCGGCAAAUCCGCGUGGUGCUGCUUCACGGGGGCUCAGCACCAGAGGCCCUAACUGCCUGCGCACACGAGUCGCACAGCUUUGUGAAAGUUGCGUCCGGGUUGCCCCCCCGCUCCGCGCGCCGUAAUGAAGUUCAUUGUCUCGAGCUGAUGGUGACCAAUUUGCCGGCGGCCAAGUCACCGCACAAGAUAAAAAACCGGCUGAUGCAGCUGUCCGAGAACUGUGGAGGACGCGUAAGCUCCAUCAGCGGGGCAACGGCUGUGCUCAAGUAUCCCACCAUGAACGCUGCCCUCCGGUCACGCAGGCGCAUGGAAGGUGAAAACGUCUGCGGGAAUGCAAUUUCUGUGAGCCUGCACAAACCGCGCCGGCGCCAGUCGCGGAGCGAUCAGACCGGAGCCACGCGAAGCAGCAGUAGCAGCAGCCGAAGCCCAGAGUCGUCAUCAGUUGAGGCGGACAACUAUUACUGGCCGUCACAGCAUUUCAAAGACAGAUUCUCCGUUGUGGACGUGGGGAGCCUUGAAGAUCGCAGGCCCUCUCUGGCUGGGCCGGAGGCAGCCGUCGGGUACAGGAGGCCAAAAAAUGUAGGACACGUGUCACCUUCUUUGCGGAGUAGCAGUCAGCCAGGGGUUUCAAGCGUCUGCCACUACAAUGGUGCGCAAGUCGCAGACCCCGUUUCGGCACAGCCACCAAGCACUUCCUCCCGCAACCGUUCGUGCUCUCCGACCAAGAGCGCCAACCCACUUCUGUUCCGUAACCUUCCCGGAAUCUGCGCGGGUCUGUCGGGUGGACGCCUUCCGUUCCUCGGCCGUGUGGACGCCGUUUCCCAGCAGGGGCAUCAAAACGCAACUGUUCCUGGUAGCAGCGUGCCCUUAGAAGAGCAACUACAAAAUGUUUCGCUGAAGGAACACAGCGGCACUGCGACUUGCGUCCGUGUGACAAAUUUCGACCCCAGCCUUGACAUGAAGGUCGUCAAGAGGAUGCUCGUUGCGGUGUUUCAAGAGAAGGGGUUGACAGUCCUGAAUGUCACCGUGAAUCUCCAACAAGACGGCAACGUCGAGGCAUUUGUGUAUGUGCCCAGUGCUCCGGAGGCCGUACGAGCCUUUCAUCUCAUACAUCAGCGCCGUGUCGGUCUCUACUGUCUCCACCUCAGUGUCGACGAAGAGGUCCAGGCAGGGAUGGGGGUGCCACCGCGCUGCCUGCUUCACGACAGCACCAGGCCCAUUGCCACAGUGGCUGGCACAGCCAGACCUCUGGCGAGGCCACUUCCCGAAGCGUGUGUGCCUCGUGCGACGUGGGUGGCACAACUGAGGAGGCUGCUGGACGCGCACGACGGCAUCCUCCUGUUGGACAGCUUGAAGGCGUGUUACCGAGCUGAGUUCGGAGCGCUGCCCAUUGAGACCAAUUUGGAGAAGUGGCAGGCCGGCACGGUGCCCCUGGAACACCUGGUGGCGUCGGUGCCAGGCGUCAGCGUUGUGUCUUCUAAGCGGGGCUUCAAACGAGCCCAGCGGGAGGAAUCGUCCAACAAGACAGAGAGCAUCGUCAAGGGAUCGCCGACAGAACGGCUGGCCUUGGAUAUGGUGGAACUGCUGAGCCUGCAGCCUCACUGCCGGGUGGAAGUAGGCAGGCUGACCACGGUCUACCAGGCCCACUUCUCUCGUAACUUCUGCGUGCUCAACUAUGGCUGUGCCAAAGUGGCCGACGUUAUGGCUACCAUCCCGGAAGUCGUUGAGGUCCUAGGCCACGGCUACCAUGGUGUCAUAACGCUGACGCACGCGGAGCAGAUGAAGCGGUUCGUGUGGGACAUGGAACGCCUCUUCAAGGGGCUCAUCGCACCCAAGACCCUGUCGAUGGCCAGCCUGCUGCAACUAUACCUGACCACGUUCGAGCGGCCGCUGGAUGUGGCCGACUACGGGGUCUGCACCCUGGAUGAUUUGCUCGAAGCAUUGCCUCGUGAAACGUUUGUGGUGGAGCGUAAAGAAGGCACUGUAUUCAUCACUUAUCCCGAAUCGGCGCCUCCGGAUCCAACGUUGGAGGUAGCGGAGCGCCUGCGCCUGUUUGCCAGGGAACUGGUGCAGCUGCUGAGUCCACUGGGCGACAAGGGACUUCCAGUGCACAAGUUGGGUCACGCCUACCAGCAAGAGUUUGGCCGACCCCUUCGCAUUGCCAACUACCUGCCGUACGGGAAGAUGACCCACCUGAUAGAGGCCAUCUCCGACGUAGCUGAGAUUCAUAAGAGUGGCAGGCGAAAAAUGGUGCGACUGGUGCCUGGCUACCGGCAUCCGAGUAGGCAGCUGCCGCCUGUGCCUAAAGAGAAGACAAGUCAGACUGUCGAGGAAAGAGGGUCAGUGGAAGGCCCGGAUAAGAGGUCGGAGGAGGCGUGCGUCCUGGACCUGCUGUUCGAGCCCAACGACUGCAUGGACAUGGCCGAGCUGUGGGGGGCCUUCCACCAGCGAUGGGGUUCGUACCCGGACCUCGUGCUACUGCGCGGCCUGGAGCACAGCGGCUGCGUCAUUGUCGACCGGUGCACUGGCCAGAUGAAGCUGUCGCCCCUGUACCAUCUAGCCUGGCAGCUGCGCCGCUUGCUCUAUCCCGUCACGGAGCCAGGCGAAGAGCCAAAGAUGUCCCUGGUCCUGCUCGAAGAGGCUUACCUUCGCAGAUAUGGCAAACCUCCUCCGCUGCAGCAGCUAGGUUUCAAAAGCCUAGAAGAGCUGCUCAAUUCACUGCCCAAGUACUUCGACAUGUGCUGGGACCGAGACGCACGGGCUGUCAGCCUUGUGGAGGUCAACAGGGCGCCUGCGGAGACUGUCGCGAACGAUCUGUCGUCAGUGUCGACGGUGCGAGUGCCCUCAGCAGCGAACUACUCAACCGUAGACCAGGCAACGACGAGCAGUUUGGAGAGCUGCUCUGAGCCAGAGUUGCUGGAGCUCUGCAGGCAAGCCGAACCGGAACUAAUGCAGCUGCACCCGGAGCCCGUGCCAUGUCACCUGCCGGAACCGGAACUUCUGGAGCUGUUCCCGCCGACGGAUGACAGCCUGCUCGACGAGCCGAUCCCGAGCAACGUGCCGUCGCCCGUUCAUCUGCCCCGAAGUCCCACAGGCUGGCGACCUCAUUCAGUUUGACGGGGCCGACUCUGUUGCACGGCCAAGGUCGGAGACAGACUGCUCUGCAUCACCCGUCCAGACGACCAAGAAGAGAAGGAUCGCUGCGUUGUUCCCGGUCCUGCUGUCGCAAUAACUGCCUCCGCUGUCAAGCCAACAGCCCGCGGAGCGUGCUUUCCUCGUUGGGGAUCGUGUCUCGAGGGACCACAUCUUCCGCCCGCAGCACUGCCUUCACCAUUGUCGUCGGUUUUUUUUUUUCUUGCAUUGUCUUCUUGCGUCGCUUGCAAAUGUUCAUUUGUUGCAUUUCACGACCUUGUGAAAGUGGCCGUCGGCCAAUAUCUUUAGUUUCGUCCCUACUAUUUUUUUUUUUUGCUGUUUAUUCAUGCUGAAAAUCUGAAAAUGUGCUACAUGCCGAAGAUGCUGAUGGCAGAAGAUAUUCAGCGUGGUACCCGGCCUGUCACCGAGCUGUACGAGACUUUUUCUCGUUUUUGCUUGCUUUCUCAGGCGGGACUGGGAAUUUUUUCUUUUUAUUACUUUAACUGGCAUUUUUUUCAUCCUGUUCUCAUUCAUAUGAUCGAUUUUCAUCUGUUCUGCACCAUGGUCUUCAUUUCGCACUCAUAUUUUUUAUAACACUAACUACACUUUCAUCAUGUUUCAUAAUCAUACAAGACAUUCUUUCUUUCUUAAUCUUUUUUUCCUUCACUUACUCAGUUUAUCAUGAUGAGUCAUAUUUUUUCUAUGACUUCAACUGUAAUCCUGUCUGUCGUACGAGACAUGCAUCUUCAUUGUCUCACACUUCCAAUAUCGGGAUCUGUGUACAGCCAUUUCUCUGCGACUUCAAUCUCUCAUUUUUCGUACGGUGAUGUAGCUAUCAGCGCACACCAUCGAACACUCGCAACCUUCUAAGGGAUCGAAGAAAUGCUUAGCCAAGUACUGGUUGCUCUUCUAGUCGCUGCACUUGUUAGUGUCCGUGUAUUUUACGCAUCGUCAUAUUUCGUUUCUCGUUUUACCUUACAAUACAGGACUUGCAGGAAAGCUCAGUUCCUCGAAAACAUUGGCGCAUAGGUUCAGAAUCUGCUUAUUGAAAAUGUGCAUUUUGAUGAACACUUUAGUAGUUGCAGCUUACACGGGGAUCAAUUAACUUCCAAUUAAGAUCCCUUAAGGGGGCAGACUGGUCUUAGACAUUUUUUUUUGUUUAUUUCUUCA